Molecule: messenger RNA, 1128 nt
Organism: Strongyloides ratti
Lineage: Eukaryota; Metazoa; Nematoda; Chromadorea; Rhabditida; Strongyloididae
Product: Lysophospholipid acyltransferase 7
Exons: 3
Coding region: 1-1128 (375 amino acids)
Biological process (GO): phosphatidylinositol biosynthetic process; lipid modification
Cellular component (GO): membrane; mitochondria-associated endoplasmic reticulum membrane contact site
Molecular function (GO): lysophospholipid acyltransferase activity
Source: RefSeq, a predicted model, not a curated record
AUGAGAGAAGCAAUUCUUCGUGUAAUUCAUCACAUUGGUUUUCCUCAAUUACAAUUUUUAUCAAAUGUGGUUCAAUUAAUAAUGACACUUAGAGUUAUUGGUUUAUCUUAUGAAAUUGAAGAUUCAGUUAAAAAUGAAAAAAAUUUAGAAAAAAACAAAAAUAAUUCUGAUUCAUCAAGUAGAUUUAUUGAAAUUCCAAAUAGUUUUGAUGCAUUUAAUUAUUUUUAUAAUUUUAUUGGUUUAUAUACGGGACCAUAUUUUAGUUAUCAAAUAUAUUCUGAUACAUUAUCUUCACCAAAAUUAUAUGAAAUUGAUGUUAAACCACUUUUAUAUGACAAAUUAUCAACAUUAGGAUGGUGUUUACCAUCACUUAUUAUUAUAUAUAUUAUUGCACCAGUAGAAUUUUUAAAAACUGAUGAAGUAACAUCAACAUCAUUUUUGGUUCUUAUUUUUUGGAUGUUUUUAGCAUUUCUUUAUCUUCGAUUACGUAUAUAUACAGCAUGGAUGAUAGCUGAAUUAAUUUGUAUAUUAUCAGGAAUAGGUGUAUAUCCAUAUGACUGUAAUAAUGUUUCAUUUCAAGGACCAAAAAAUAUUGAAUUAUAUAAAAAAUUAAAAAAUAAAAUUGAUAUUAAAUAUGAUGCAUUAACAAUAUCAAAUUUAGAUAUACCAAAUGUUGAGAUGUCUUCAGGUUUUAGAAGUGGUAUGAGAUCAUGGAAUCGUUCUGUUCAAUUUUGGCUUGCUACUUUCGUUUAUAAAAGAUCUCCAAAAUCUAUACGUAUGCCAUAUACAAUGUUUAUAUCAGCAUUUUGGCAUGGAAUUCAACCAGGAUAUUUUCUUUCAUUUAUGACAAUUCCUAUUUGUACAUUGGCAGAAGAUUUAAUAUUUAAAAUUGUUGAGAAUGAUCCAACAACAGGAGAACGACCUAAAUGGUUUCAAUUUAUUUGGUAUAAUAUUAGAACAAGAGGUUUUGAAUUAAUGGCUAGUGGAUUUUUGUUAUUAACUUGGAAUGACACUGUUAGACUAUGGAAUUCAGUUUAUUGGUGGUUACAUGUAGUAAUGUUAUGUAUAAUUAUUUUUUCUAAAUUAUAUCUUUCAUUUAAAAAGAAAGAUGGCAAAAAAAAUGAGUAG